GGCUCGGCACUGAAGUGGGCUGGAUGGAAGAAAAACAGCGGCGAUGGACGUUAUACCGCAGGAUUCCCAUUUACCAUGCCGAUAAAUAAGCGUCGGAACAACUUCUCUUCCAGACCUCUCACCCCAGAACGCUGACCACCUGACACAAAGGGAUGCUGUACUUUUACUGCUCACUGUACUCUCAAGCCCAUACAUGACCCGUUCAUCAACAUCCAAGGCAGCCUAGGAGGUGACGGUGGGCUAAAGGAAAGAAGCAAGUGAAUUAAGGAGUUCAGAAUUCCACCUCAGCUCUCAGGCCCAUUUUUGUGCCAGUUGGUCAGGGAUGGUGAAACCAGUAACCUCUGUGACUUGUGGUGAAAAGGACCAUCCUGCCUUACCCUCCAUCUCCAGCAAGCCCAACAGCCAAUUUGUUAACCAAACACUCCGACAGUCCACCAGUCAAUCACUUUGUCAACCAGCCUGCUAUCUUCCAGCAACUUAUUACCUCAGCACCAUGACUGCUCUGUGUGAACUCCUUUUAGCAACUCACUAAUUCAUGCCCCGGAGUGUGAGUGGAGUGGAGAUGCGUAAAAGGCAGGCGACGCACAUCGAGGCCCCACCUCAGGCCCCUGGUCACCCCCGACCCAACACCUGCUGCCUAUGCUGGUGCGGUUGCUGCAAAUGUCUCUGGAAUGAAGACAGAAUAGAGAGGAGUGAACGACAGACUUGCACCAAGAUGGACAGUAUUGAAGCUGCGGAAGAACAACAGCCCAGCCUGGAUGAGGUGUUAUUGUGGGCACGGAGUUUUGAGCUGAUGUUGCGCUCGUUGGAGGGCCAGGAAAUCUUCCGUGAGUUCCUACGCUCGGAAUACAGUGAGGACAACCUGCUUUUCUGGUUGGCCUGUGAAGACCUGAAAAAGGAGACCAGUCCUUCAGUUGUGGAUGAGAAAGCCAGAAUCAUAUACGAAGACUAUGUGUCAAUAUUAUCGCCCAAAGAGGUAAGUCUGGACUCUCGGGUUAGAGAAGGCAUAAACCAGAGCCUGGUAGCACCCAGCAACCUGAUGUAUGAGGAGGCCCAGCUUCAAAUCUACACCCUGAUGCACCGUGACUCCUUUCCCCGUUUCCUCAACUCCACCUUUUACAGAGACCUCCUGUCCAGCAGGAGGCGCACCUGCCUCGACACCUAGAAGUUCUCCUUGGUCACCCUACACAAACGAGACUACUACUUCAAAUACUACUAUGGUGCCAGACGGUGGGUUUGAAGGAUCUCUCUUUGUUUGACUGGAAAGACUGAAUGACAUCCACGAUAGCUGGUCAUUUUUGUUGUUGUUGUUGUUUGUUUGUUUUUUAUUUAUAUUUUCUAAGCAAUUUAUAUCCAGUACUGCACUGGAACCAGGUUGGCCUUUGCUGGUUGGUUAUUGGUCAAUAAGACCAUCAGUGCUGGCCAGUGAUUCUUUAGUGCUGUUCAUUAUGGUUGAAUGGCCAACCCACUUGUGAACAAGUGGUUCAAAAUGGCCAAUCUAUUGGCCAGCAAUGUGACUGUGGACUGGACCUCAUCAAUUGAUGGGGACAGACAGAUAGAGAGAGAGAGAGGCAACUAUUCCUAUACUGUAAUGUUUAGGCCUCAUGCUAUCGACCCUCACCCUUAAAACUUCUCCUCCUUUCUGUUUUGUCUUCAGUUUUUGUAGUUCUGUCCCAUUCCUCACAUUAUUGUGUGUGAGUUUAUUUUUUUCAAUUGGACUCCUCUGCCAAUUUAAGCAGAAUAAGCACUUCUUGCUCUCUCACUCUGUCUGGUGUAGCGUGACGACUUUAGCCGAGGACUGCAAGCCUUUUUGAAUUUUGAGAUGUAUUGAAACGGGACUGUCCUCCCCAUCUGGCUGUGUGUGAUCAGUAAAGGGAAAGCGUAACACUUCUGUAAAAUUUAAGCUCAAAGCAGUUAUGUUAUUGAGUAGGUUUGACCGUGUCUGCAACAAACACAACAGCAGCCACCUCCCAGACCCCCAGCUGUCCAUCUAUCCAUUCACUCCUCUGUCCAUUCGCCAAAGCACUUUCCUUCUUUACGAUUCCUUAAUUGGUAGAAGUAAGGGCUAGAAUUGUGGUUGGACAGCUACUUGUAUUAUUACUUCAUCUUUGGGUGGUUUAAAAAAAUAUCUGUGUGAAGAAAAUUACAAUCCAUGUACAAAAAAGGCUGCACAAUUGCUGCCGCUUUUUCCCAGAGAGCAACCACAGUUUGUCCAACGAUUCCAAUACCUUUCCCUCCCUGCCUUUCGCUAGCUCGGAUCGCCACGGCCUGACAAGCACAUGUGCCCUAUUGCGGGGUAAAACGACGUUGUGAGAAAAUAAAAUGCAACUCUUACCGGAUCCGGACAGUAAUGUGUUCACUUUCAGUGUUUUGAACAGAUGGAGGGUUUUGCCGUUUAGUCAUCCACCACAUGUACGAUAUUGGGGAUUAUGGAAAGAUGGAUUUUAUUGGAAGAAACGGCCAGUAAGUGUUGCAAGCUAGCACAGCAGAUGUUAUAACUGCUUUUAUGAGCCUUGAUUCUGUAAGGCUUUAGUUUUAGAAGGUGUUGGUGGACAUCCAUCAUUGCUUUGUCGGCAUGUGAACCCGUGUGCCAAACAGGAUUUCAAACAUGCUGUGAAGAAAUGUACCUUGUAGCUCAACACUGGCUCUUUAAGCCUCAAUUUUUGGUGACACGUCUGGCAACUGGAAGACGUACUCCUUCAUUUAGCUGCUGCCCAUUCAGGACUCAUUUUUCCCAGAGCUAGUGAAAAGGGCUGGAAGAGUAACGCCAACACGCUGCCAUACUAGAAGAAUUAUGAAAUUUGCAUAGCCGCGCUAUAUGCUAGCCUUCCCAAGGCUAAAUAGGUUUCCGCAUGCAGCAGGCAAACUGUUAGUAUGCUAGCACUAGCCAUGCUAAUUCUCCAUCCCACAGCCAGGACUCCAGGACGCUGGUGUGUUUUUCUAAUCUGACUUUGCCAGCAUGCAGUGGCAAUAUGGGAUAAAGGCUACAUGUGUGUGCAGUACAAUUACACACCCAACAGGAUUUUUUUUUUUUUUUUAGAUUUUUUUUUUUUAAGUUAAAAGGGGUCUUCCCAAUUGUCCCCUUAACUUUGUAAUAUUUAAAAGGAUGUUUUCUUAUUUGAUGAUAUUAACAUUUGAACAGGAGCUUAGUUCUUGGCCUAUGGGUGUGCAGUAGAAAGUGCAUGAGAGCAGUAUAUGCUAUUUUAUUGAAAACUCUGGGCCUGGGUACAUAUUUAUCAUGUUAUGUGAUGGCUAGCUAACCUUUUGAUUUUGUGGUUAGUUCAGACUUAAAGCGCCAAAUGAAACUGUGCCACUCCUCAGUGAUGAACAAGCAUUCAUGUUACCACCUCCUUUAUCUGCCUGACAUUUUUGUGCCAACUUUGGAUAGUUUAAAAUUUAAACCAUGUCUUUUGUGGGAUGUCCAGCACACUUCAGUUGCAUUUGGGUUGAGUUAGACAUAACCAUUUGUGUCAUGUCCCGAUGUGUUUGGCUGAUUGCCUUGUUUUAGGUGAGUCUGGGGAUGCUUGUCGCACUGAAUUAAAUUUUUAGCAUGCAUUGAAAACGUAAUUAAGUCAUUUGUUAUUCUUCUCACUUUGAGUAAAAAAAAUGUUCAAGUAUGGCGAAUAGCCCCAAACUGAAUCUAGCUUUGCUUAGGCUGAUGGUAAUUAUCACAUAUACCUUAAGGGAAAGCCUGUCGGAAA
Messenger RNA from Thalassophryne amazonica, 3701 nucleotides. RefSeq names its product regulator of G protein signaling 17 (gene rgs17). NCBI's taxonomy places the organism in Eukaryota, Metazoa, Chordata, Actinopteri, Batrachoidiformes, Batrachoididae. The transcript is spliced from 6 exons. Bases 536 to 1165 code for a protein of 209 amino acids. The record is from RefSeq and is a predicted model, not a curated record.